This is a messenger RNA of Arvicola amphibius (Eurasian water vole), 1441 nucleotides long. RefSeq names its product FAM3 metabolism regulating signaling molecule D (gene Fam3d). The transcript is spliced from 12 exons. The coding region runs from base 1 to 1107 and encodes 368 amino acids. The record is from RefSeq and is a predicted model, not a curated record. Lineage: Eukaryota; Metazoa; Chordata; Mammalia; Rodentia; Cricetidae.
AUGAAGAAAGGCUGUCCGGAGGAGCUACAGGCAGCCUGGGAGCUGGACCAAAGCUCAGGGCCAACCAGGAAGCAGUUCAAGCACUUAGAUGGAGGGGUCCUUGUGAUGGCAGGAGAGGUCCAAGAGUCAGAAUUUAACAGGCCUUCACACUGGCCUCGCCAGCCCAGACUGACAGAAGCAUCUCUUAGCACCUCUCCCCUGGCCUCCAUAUACCCCUCAGGAGGGAAGGGACAGCUCACAGCAACUCAGGCCCUCCUCACAACCCUUCUUUUAUGCCUUUCCCCAUACCUGUCCUACCUGCUGGGUGAGCUUGAGCCUGCAGACACUGGGCAGUUGCCAGUUAAUGUGGCAGCUUUGAAAGCUUCCUGGAAGCCAGUGGAAACGCUGACUCCGCUGACUCCAAGCCGUUCUUGGCAGGAUGAGAGUGACAGACUCUUCCUACUUGCAGGUCUGAUUCGCGUUGUGGCCUUCGUCUUCACCAUGGUUGCCAUGUGGGUCUUUCUCCGCAGCUACGUCAGCUUCAACAGGAAAACCAUCCGUCUGCCACGCUGGCUGGGUGUGCCCCCCAAGGAGAUUCGGGUCCCGAACACCAAGUGUGGGCUCAGCAAGCCCUGCCUAGACAACUUCUUCGCAUUUAAACUCAGCAGUGGGGCUGCCAACGUCGUGGGCCCCUCCAUGUGCUUUGAAAAUGAAAUUAUCAUGAGUCCAGUGAGAAACAACGUGGGCAGAGGCCUGAACAUUGCGCUGGUGAACGGAUCCACAGGACAGGUGACGAAAAAGAGCAGCUUUGACAUGUACUCUGGAGAACCCAAACCCCUGAUAGAGUUCCUUGAAGAAAUUCCAGAUAGCACACUGGUGCUGGUGGCCUCCUAUGAUGACCCAGGCACGAAAAUGAAUGACAAAAUCAGGAUGCUCUUCUCCAACCUGGGGAGUUCCUACGCAAAUCAGCUGGGCUUCCGGGACAGCUGGGUCUUCUUAGGUGCCAAAGACCUCAAGAAUAAAAGCCCAUAUGAGCAGUUCUUAAAAAACAACCCAGAAACAAACAAAUAUGAAGGCUGGCCGGAGUUACUAGAGCUGGAAGGCUGUGUGCCACGGAAGGUGUUUUAGAGUGGCCACGGCCGGAAAGACACGCCCAACUGACUUAAGAGCCAGCCGUGCUCAGGUUUGCUGGAUCUGUGCUGAUGGGAGCUGACUAGGGAGGAAGAAAGGGAGAAGCCAUAUGAGAUGCGCUGACCAUCCCACACACAAUGUGACUCUCUUCUCUGAGGAAACAACAGCUUCCCACACCCCACAGUGACCAGCCUGGGGAAGAGCAGCUGCACAGGGCUGCAGAACCAGCUGGGAUGGACACAAGUGAGACCUUCCAAGGCCGCCCCUGGUGUCUCCAGAAGGACUGGCUGCCUACACUUGAGCAGGAUUAAAUUCUAUUUUUGCUGAUUUU